Messenger RNA from Ananas comosus (pineapple), 884 nucleotides. RefSeq names its product myb-related protein Zm38-like. The transcript is spliced from 2 exons. NCBI's taxonomy places the organism in Eukaryota, Viridiplantae, Streptophyta, Magnoliopsida, Poales, Bromeliaceae. The coding region runs from base 99 to 866 and encodes 255 amino acids. The record is from RefSeq and is a predicted model, not a curated record.
CCUUAGUUGCUUCUUGUUUAAUUUUAAAGUUUAGUGGUAGAGAAAAAAAAAAAAGAAAAAAAAAAGGGGGAAAAACAGAGAAUAAGAGGAGAGGAGAGAUGGGUAGGUCGCCGUGCUGCGAAAAGGCACACACGAACAAGGGGGCGUGGACGAAAGAGGAGGACGAGCGGCUGAUCGCGCACAUACGGGAGCACGGGGAGGGGUGCUGGCGGGCGCUGCCGAAGGCGGCGGGGCUGCUGCGGUGCGGCAAGAGCUGCCGGCUCCGCUGGAUCAACUACCUCCGCCCCGACCUCAAGCGCGGCAACUUCUCCCUCGACGAGGACGACCUCAUCAUCAAACUCCACAGCCUCCUCGGCAACAAAUGGUCUCUGAUCGCCGCGAGGCUACCGGGGCGAACGGACAACGAGAUCAAGAACUACUGGAACACGCACAUAAGGAGGAAGCUGCUGAGCCGAGGCAUAGACCCCGUCACCCACCGGCCCCUCAGCGAGAGGGGCAGCAGCCCCUCCAACGCAGCAGCAACCGCUUUCGAAACCGCAAAACAGGAGGGGACGCCCGACGACGACCACGCCGCCGUCGACGCCGCAGAGUCGAUGUCUUUAUCGCAGCAGCAGCAGCAGCAGCAGCAGCAGAGGCCCAAGUGCCCGGACCUCAACCUGGAGCUGUGCAUAAGCCCGCCCCUCCAAGAAGAAGAGGAGGCGGCGUUGGUGAAGCCCCCCGUGGUGAAGAGAGAGGGGGGAGGGCUCUUCUGUUUCAAGUGUUGUGGCCUCGGCGUGAAGAAGGAGAUGAUGGAGUGCAACUGCAAUAAUAGCUUUCUCACCCUUGGUAUGCAAUUACUGGAUUAUAGAAGCCUCCAAAUGAAAUAAAGAUCAGUGUUUUUUUUU